Condylostylus longicornis is the source of this 5268-nucleotide messenger RNA. RefSeq names its product probable serine/threonine-protein kinase DDB_G0282963. NCBI's taxonomy places the organism in Eukaryota, Metazoa, Arthropoda, Insecta, Diptera, Dolichopodidae. The coding region runs from base 24 to 5120 and encodes 1698 amino acids. The record is from RefSeq and is a predicted model, not a curated record. The transcript is spliced from 11 exons.
UUAAUAUCGAUGAUAAUAAUGAAAUGAAAAAUUCAUAUGAUAAUAAUAUUAUAAUUAAUGAUAAUAUAGAAAAAAGUACUAAAUUUCAAUGUGAUAAUAGUGAUAGUACUAUAGUUAAUCAAUCAGAAAAUAUAACAGAAGAAGGAAGAUCUACUUUACGUUCCAGUCGAACUUCUGGUAAUUACAUAAAGCCUACUGGAACACAAAAUUUGAAUGGUAACCAAAGCCCUUCAUUAUGUUUAGAUUCUUCUAAUAUGAAUGUGAAUAAUAAUUAUUCUUCAAUUGGUGUUGUUAAUAAUUCAAGAAAUUUAACAUCACCUUUUAAUCAUCAAAUAGUUAGAACAACGAAAGCUUCUCGUUUAAGAGCAGCUGCUUUAGAUAAAAAGAAAGAAUCACAUGAUGAACAUCAACCGGUAACAAUAUCAAAUAGUUCAUCAUUUCGCUAUUCACCAAAACGUAAACCGGAACGUUCUGCAAGUGCUAGUAGUAAUGAUGGAGCAAAUAAAUUAAAUGAAAUUUUAUCAAAUGAAAUUGGAAAUACAGGAAAUAUUUCUCCUAUAAGACGUAAGACUGGUUCAAUUAGUAAUAGAAAAUCACCAUCAGUAACAUCAUCACCUCGUAAUAGUCCAUCACUUACAAGCUCAUCUAACAAUAGGAUAAUAGGCAAAAAAUCUUUAUCAAGUUCCAAUAGUAAUCAAGUACUUCAUCCAUCAAGUGCAACAGCUUUAAAUGAGCUUGAACAAAUUCGUAUGCCAUCAUGUGAAAGAAUUUCUUCUUUAAGUCCAUCACCAUUUUCAAUUAAAAUAUCUGAAAAUGAUGAUUACAGUUCAAAUAAUAAUGGUAUUGAUUCAAAACGAAGUUCAUCAUGUUCAACGGAAUCUUCAAGACCUAGAAGUUCUACAUUAAAUUCAACAUCAAUGACAAAACCAUUAAUAAAUUUAAUUUCUGAAAAUAUUAGUCCUGUUAAAUUGACGGCAACUGUGCAAUCACCUACAAAGGAUAUUAAUAUGCCUAGUAAAAUGCUCAAGAAAAAGUCAAUAGGCAAUAGAACAGGAAAUGAAGAAUCAAAUGAAAAUGAUGAUGCUGCAACACGAAGAAGACGUCGUCGAGAACUAGGAAUGUCACGUCAAUUAAUACCAACUGAAGAAACAUCAAUGGCUUUACGUGAUGUACUGGGACCUGUAAAAGCAAUACAAAAACAACAAGAAAAAUCUGAUAUUAAUACACCUCUAUCAUCAAUUACACGAAGUAAUAUAAAUUUACAGGAUAUUUCUAAAAAAGAUAUAACAAAUCAAAUAGUAGAUAUAAGUAAAAAACGUGCUAAUACAACUAGUCCACGUUUAAAGAAUUCAAAUAUUCCAACAACAGCAACAGUAAAUACAACUUUAACUAAUAAUACUACCGAAAAUAAAUUACCUAGUCCAAGUAGAUCACUUAAAAUUGAUUUAAAAUCAUCAAAUAAUAUAAAUCGUAAAUCACCAUUUGGUGAUUUAACAUCAUCCUUAGCAAAAGGAAUAAAAACUGAAAAUGAAUAUUUACGAAAAAAUAAACGAUUAUCAGAUGUUUCACGGAAAGUUGAUGCAAUACGACAACGUACAAAAUCUGAAUUAGCUGAAAUACAAAAAAUUACAGCAAAAUGUAGAAGUUUAACCCCAGCAUUAGAUAAUUUACCAACUAAUAGUGUUGAAGUGCCAAUAAGUCCUAUAGAAAAACCAAUUCCUGCCGAAAGAAAACGUUAUUUUACAAUUGAUAUAGGAGCAGCUGCUAGCAGUGAGUAUUUUGAUUCUGUUAAUACAAAAGAUGAAAAGUUAAAUGGAUCAAAGAUAUUAGAACAAAACGAUGUCGAAAUGAAUAAUAAACCAAUUGAACAUAUCGAAGAGGUAAAACCAAUCGAAAUUGUAGAACUUAAAUUAAAUGAAACUAAUGAAGUAGAACCUAGUAAUUUGGUAAAAUCAUUUGUAAAAAAAGAUCGCAUCAGUUUUGAUGACGAUGUACAUCAUUUCUCAGAUGAACCACAUUCUAGUUUUCAAAGAUCACAUUAUCGUGUUCAUAAAGCUUAUAGUCAAGAUCGUGAUUUUAGUCCCGCUAAAGAAUCAUCAUUGCGUCGUAAAAGUUCUGAUGAUCCAUAUUCAUCCACAUCUGCUAGUAAUCAUAUAGUUUCUAUAUUAAAAAAGAAAGAUCAUACUGAAUCUAGUUCAGCAUCUAGUAAUGCAUCACCAGUAACAUUUUCAUCAAAUGUAGUUGAUACGCCAACACGUAGUAGUAGUUCUAAACGUCAAGGAAUUUUAAAGAAACGUAGUAGUUUAGAUGAAUCACGUUAUUAUAGUCGUUCACAUUCACCCGAUGAGCGUAGUAUUUUAGUUAAGACUACACGUCGUAAUAGUUUAGAAGAAGGUCCAAGUCAACAACAAGAACAACAACAAUCUCAUGGUAUUUUAAAACAGCGUAGCUAUGAAAGUAAAAGUGACGGAUGCCCAAGUGCUGAAAUACCGCAUGGUAUAUUAAAGAAGAAAGAUUCAACAUCAACACCAGAAUCAAGCGGUGGUCCAACACGACAUAUAUCGAUCUCACAGGCUGUGAUAUUAGCUGCUGCUGAAUUAUGUAAGGAUAUGUGCAUUGAUAAUACAUCUAAUACGAAUAAUCCAAUGACGAAUAGUGGUGGAGAUAUAAAUAGUAAUGGAAUAAUUAUUAGUGAUUAUGAUAUAAAACCAAUACUUAAAACAGAUUAUAGUCAAGAUCAAGAUUCAAUGACAAUACGUCAACCAAAACCGAUACUUAAGAAAAAAGCAUCUAGUGAGACUGAAGAAAUAAGGCCAAUACUUAAAACUUCUCGAAAAUCUAGUCGUGAAGAAAGUUUAGCCCUAGGUACAUCAUCAGAUAUUGAUGAUGGUGUUAUAGGCAGUGGUUGUGGUUCCGGUUCAAGUAGUGGUGGUGGAAGUGGUAGCGGUAGUGGACAUGGUUUAUGGAGACCAAUAUUAAAAAAUUCAAAUUCACCAUCUAAAAGACGUUCUUUGGGUGCUGAACUUCAAAACAUAAAUACAGAAUCAAUAUUAAUGCAACGCAGUCACUCUUUAGAUAAUCCAGAUGAAGCAAUUGAUAUCUCAAUGAGAUCAUAUCAAGUUAGUUCACCAGAAAUUAUAUCACCAGAAGAGAAACCUUUUAUAUCAGUAGCUGAACGUAUACGUAAUAUGGAAGCUGUUACUGCUGCUGCAGCUGGUGCUACAUCAAAACUAGCUUCAACAUCAAGAAGAGAAACAACUAGAAGCCGUUUUAGAACACAACCUAUUACAAAUGAUGAAAUAAAUGAUUUACAAUAUACUUUACGGAAUUUAGAACCUCGCUCAUUAGAUUCAAUACAACGACCGAUACCGCUUAGUACUACAGAUUAUAAAACAUUUUCGACACGUAGUUUAUCAUCACCACGUGUUCAUGCUGUGGAAGAUUCAUUAUUCUUGCAUAUAGAAUCAACAUCACCAAUUUCAUUAGAAGGAACUAAUAGAGCUAGUGGUGUUGGUGGUGGCAGUGGUAUUUGUACAUCUGGCAUUAGUAAUAUUGAGAGUGGAAUAAGUAGUGGUGGUAUUGGUGGCAGUAAUACUUGUGAUAACAAUUGUACAUCUUUAAGUAGUGAUAGCGGUUUACAAACUGGUAAAGCAUCUGAUUUAUUAUUAGAAUCACCAGAUCAACAGCAAUUAAAAAUAAAUGAAAAAACAUUAAAUUUUGAUAAUAUUGGUAACACAGAAAUUUCUUCAUCUAUUUCGGCAUUAUCAACACAAUCAAUAUUACAAAGUGAUAAUAGUAGUAUGCUACAACAACAACAACAACAUAAUCUCCAACAUAAUAUAGAUAUAACACCAGAUUCUUCAUUAUCAUAUCAUUGUAAUGAUUUAAAAACAAUAAUGAUGGAUCAAGGAGCAAAUACUAAUUUAGAUCAUAGUGAUUCUAAUCAAAAUAUUAGUGUUAAGGCAAAAGCAAGUAUGUUUCAACAAUUAGGUGAACAAAAAUCAUUAAAAACUUUCAAUGAUGAUAAUCGAACAUCACCAAUAAAUAGAAGAGUAUCACAAAAAUUUGGUUCUCAACCUUCAUCUGGACCAGUUUCUUUAAAUACUGAUCUAAAUAAUGAUUAUGGAACUACGAGUAUAUCACUAACGUCAACUACGGCAACAACAACACAAGAUCCAAAUGAUGAAGAUUUUGAUACUCCUAGAAUACCAUUUACAACUGGAUUAAUUCAUUCACCACCACCUUUACAUUCACCGCCUCCAACGACAACAACAACAACAACCAAUCUAAUUGGUGGUAUUGAACCACCUCAACCACAACCACGUAAAAGUAUAUUAAAAUCAAAAUCUGGUUCUGUUGGUUUUAUGCCAUUCGAUUUAAAUGCUGAAUUAAAGAAUCGUCUUCGUAAAUCAAAACAUGCAACUGUAUCAAAUUUAAGAAAAUCAGCAUCAACAGCUGAACCAUUUCUAUUUCAACAUCAUCAACAUUAUCAAUAUAAUAAAUCACAUACACCAUCAUCAUCAAGUGAUGACGAUGAUGAUGAAGAUGGUGUUGAUCCACAAAAAAAUUUAGCAAAAUUAUUACGUAGUGUUUCAAAAGAAAAUAUGUAUAAACAGCAACAACAGUUACAACCACUUCAACAUUCACAUAGUAAUAUUUUACAACAACAUCAUUCACCAAAUAAUCAAUAUCAAAAUCAACAACAAUUUUCAAAAAUUGCAAUAAAAUCUCAAUCACCAACUUCAUCAACCUCAUCAACAACAGCAUUAGUAAAACAACAAAUGAAUAAUCAACAGGAAUCGGUAAAAGGAACAAUAACACCAUCAUCUUCAACUGAAUUAUCAGCAUCACAAUUACAAAAUUCAUCAUCAUCAUAUUCAUUACAACAUUCUGAUACAAUGAGUUUAGUUAAAAAUCUAAGCGGUUUAGAUAGAAGUAAUCCAGAGAAUGAUGCAGCUGUUGUUGCUGCAGCUGCUGCUGCAUCAAAUACAGAUGGUGCAACUGGUUCUGUUACUGCAACAUCAUCAACAUCUGAUGGUGAAAGUAGUGGUGGUAGAGAAAUUUCAUCAAUUAUUAAAAAUAGUGCAGUAGCAAGACGUCGAAAAUUAAAUGAAGGGUAAGCUCAAUAUAGAAACUAUUUGGUAUCAUUGAAACCAUUUUGCCAGUAAGUUAUCAAAUAGAAUUUAGUUAGCUAAAAUGUAAAAAGGACCUUCCUGCUGAACAUUUUUUUAUGAAUUCAAAUAAAAUUUAGGAUUAAUAAAAUUUCUG